UAACGCGCCUGUGGAAUAAGACACUUAAACUGAUCCCGGGUAUUAAAGCGUGACUUUGUGUGGAUGAGAUUUUUUAUUAUUUAUAAGCAGAAAUAAAGUAGCGCAUUGUCCGAUAACCUGGACUUAGAGGAAAAGCUUCAUUUCUGACUGCGCGUUUAUUUCGCUCUUCUCGACGUUCCUGUGCACAGAGCAGGGUGACACUUACACCUUCCAGGACUUGCUGGUUAACUUACUCAAAACAAAGAAGAACAAAAAAGUCAUCAUGACGGAGACAUCCACGGCUCCAGCCAAAGCCAAGAAGGCAUCCAAGCCCAAGAAGCCCGCUUCUCAUCCCAAGUACUCGGACAUGAUUAAAGCGGCUAUUGUUCACGACGCGAGCCGGAGCGGAGCGUCCCGUCAGUCCAUCCAGAAGUACGUGAGGAAAAACUACAAGGUGGGCGACAACGCCGAUGUCCAGAUUAAAAUGGCCUUGAAGAGACUGGUGGCGGCUGGGACGCUGCGCCACACCAAGGGAAUCGGCGCGUCCGGAUCCUUCAGGCUCACCAAACCGGAGGACUCCAAAAAGUCCACCAAGGCGGUAGCGGUGACGGCCGCCAAGCCAAAGAAAGCGGCUAAGCCCGCCAAACCCAAGAAGGUGGCCAAGCCCAAGAAGGUGGCCAAGACACCGGAGAAACCCAAGAAAGCAGCUGCGAAAAAAGUGAAGAAGGUCGCGAAGAAGGCGACGCCAGUAAAAGCCAAAAAGGCACCGGCGAAGAAACCCAAGGCAGCCAAGCCCAAAGCAAAACCAGCAAAGAAAGCAGCCAAGCCCAAGGCAAAGACACCCAAAAAGGCAGCCAAGACAUCAAAAAAGAAGUAAAUGGACAAUAGCGGAGGCAAAAUCACUGUAAAUACUUAAGGAAAUGUUUUCGUAUAUGUAUUAUUUUUGUAAGGUGUCAUGCAAACUUAUACUGUUUUUACCAGUAGUUUUCUCUCCAUUUGCACUAUAGCCUAAAAAAAGCUGUAGAAAUAAUUGUGAGCAUUGUUUUUUUUUUUUUAAUUAUUGCGUUAAUAAUAAUAAUACUGUUAAUUCCCGUCUGAUCCUCGGUUACUUAUAGGCUAGAGUGAGAUCUUGCUGAUAAGGAAAACUUGUAUAUACAGUGGAAGUCAUGAAUAGUUGUUGUUAGUGCACGAGGUCAUGCUGAAAAUACAAAUGUUUCAAUGUUGAGCAUUGUUGAGCCUUCACAAUGUACAGACCAUAGGAGGCGAGCGUCAGCAAGAAUUUCCUAAAGCCUCUAUAGUGGUCAUUCAGACUCCAUCCUGUAUAUAUUUUUUUCCAUGUUCAGACGACUCAUGAUGUACAAGCACCACUCUGUAUUCAGUCACUUUUAAAGACUGCUUACACUGCGACCCAAUAAACCUUUGUCAUCUUCUAAAAAACAAAAAA
Molecule: messenger RNA, 1423 nt
Organism: Neolamprologus brichardi
Lineage: Eukaryota; Metazoa; Chordata; Actinopteri; Cichliformes; Cichlidae
Gene: h1-0
Product: H1.0 linker histone
Biological process (GO): chromosome condensation; nucleosome assembly; negative regulation of DNA recombination
Cellular component (GO): nucleosome; nucleus
Molecular function (GO): nucleosomal DNA binding; double-stranded DNA binding; structural constituent of chromatin
Source: RefSeq, a predicted model, not a curated record